UAGCAGCUAAUAAUAGGCGAUGUUUGCAAAGUAAUUUGCCUCUUCCUUGGCCAAUGGGAGCCGGAGCACUUUUCCAUCAAACCUCCCUUUUCAGGAUUUGCCGAGAGGCGAACUUCUCCAAAUGUUACCGCUACGGGAUCGGAGUUAGACUUGACACGGACGGCUCAGACAUAGGCUACUACUACUACUACUACUACUACUACUACUACUACUACUACUACUCCAGCUACCACUACUCCUCUCUGAGACGUCGUUUCUUGAACCAUCGGGACGAAUGAAGACUGCAGGAUCUAUACGGAUUUCGGCGCAUAAUGUUGGGAUGGAGUUUCGAGACUUGUUUGGCUCCAAGGAAGACUAGAAAACGUUCUCGUCGUUUGUCGCCGGCGGUGCUGGAUGCGCACCGCUUCUAUGUUGGAUUAUUGUCGUUUUUUCUGAACUCGCACCGAUUCCGCGUCGCUUCGCUCUGCGCCCCGAUCACCCGCUUUUUGGACUAUGGCCUCGGAUCGCGGGGUCCCAGGGGCCGGCGUCUUUGGAGAUUUACCCCCGAGUUAUACGCGCUCCCAGCCGCCUGCGAACCCAGACCUGCUCCGGAGACCCAGCUACUGCCACGCUGCUUUCGCACUUAAACAGAUCUCAAAGGGGAAGGCGGUAGGUCAGAAAGCUCCUCUGUGGAUCCGGGCGAGGUUCCAGGCCUUCCUGUUCUCUCUGGGCUGCCACAUCCAGAGGCACUGUGGGAAGGUCCUCUUUAUUGGACUCUUAGUAUUCGGGGCUCUUUCUGUGGGACUCCGAGUCGCAGCCAUCGAGACAAACAUCGAACAGCUAUGGGUGGAAGCUGGCAGUCGGGUGAGCACAGAGCUUCGCUACACCAGGGAGAAGCAGGGAGAGGAGUCAGUAUUUACCUCACAGAUGCUUAUCCAGACCCCCAAAGAAGAGGGCACGAAUAUUCUUACCCAGGAAGCUUUGCUGGUUCACAUGGAAGCCGCCCUGUCAGCCAGCAAGGUGCAGGUGUCGCUGUUUGGAAAGUCGUGGGAUCUUAAUAAAAUAUGCUACAAAUCAGGAGUUCCUAUUAUAGAAAAUGUCAUGAUUGAAAGGAUGAUUGACAAGCUAUUCCCCUGUAUGAUAAUCACCCCAUUGGACUGUUUUUGGGAAGGGGCCAAACUCCAGGGAGGCUCUGCCUAUUUACCGGGUAUGCCAGAUAUCCAGUGGAUGAAUUUAGAUCCAGUCAAGCUGAUGGAGGAGCUGAGUCAGUUCACUUCCCUGGAAGGGUUUAAGGAGAUGCUGGACAAAGCCCAGGUGGGACAUGCCUACAUGAACAGGCCAUGUCUCGACCCCUCAGACCCUGACUGCCCUCUCAGUGCACCCAACAAGGAACAAGGAGAGAGUCCUGACAUCGCUGGGCGUCUGCAGGGUGGUUGCCAUGGUUUCAGCCAGAAGUUUAUGCACUGGCAAGAGGAACUCAUCCUGGGAGGGCGAGUCAAGAACAGCCAGGAUGCUCUGCUGAGUGCGGAGGCUCUCCAAACCAUGUUCCUGUUGAUGAGUCCUAAGCAGCUGUACGAGCACUUUAAAGACGACUACGAAAUCCAUGACAUCAACUGGAAUGAAGAAAAAGCUACCGCCAUUCUUGAGUCCUGGCAGAGGAAGUUUGUGGAGGUGGUUCACCAGAGUAUCCCAUCUAACUCCAGUCAGUCCAUCCAUGCUUUCUCUACCACCACCCUCAAUGACAUCAUGAAAUCCUUCUCUGAUGUCAGCGUCAUCAGGGUGGCUGGGGGCUACCUGCUCAUGCUGGCCUAUGCCUGUGUGACAAUGCUACGGUGGGACUGUGCCAAGUCCCAGGGUGCUGUGGGGCUCGCUGGGGUGCUGUUGGUUGCCCUGUCGGUGGCAGCAGGACUGGGUCUCUGCUCCCUGCUUGGUCUCUCCUUCAAUGCCGCAACCACACAGGUGCUUCCCUUCCUGGCACUAGGGAUUGGUGUGGAUGACAUGUUUCUGUUGGCUCACUCCUUCACAGAAACUGGAAUUAACAUCCCCUUUAAGGAGCGGACAGGAGACUGUUUGCGUCGCACCGGCACCAGCGUGGCUCUGACUUCCGUCAACAACAUGAUUGCAUUCUUCAUGGCCGCUCUUGUACCCAUCCCUGCCUUGCGAGCUUUCUCAUUGCAGGCAGCCAUUGUGGUUGUGUUCAACUUUGCCAUGGUGCUGCUCAUCUUCCCGGCCAUCCUCAGUUUGGACCUCCACCGGCGCGAGGACAAGCGUUUGGAUGUCCUCUGCUGCCUGUACAGCCCCUGCUCUGAUCGCGUCAUCCACCUGUCUCCGCACGAGCUGUCGGAUGCCGGAGAGCAGCCGCACACGCCAACGACAGGGACGGCGCACACCCACCAGUACGCUGCAGGGUCGACAAUCACCACCAGCACCCAGAUCACCACCACAGUGCAGGCGUUCACGCAGUGCGAUGCAGCGGGGCAGCAUAUCGUCACCAUCCUGCCGCCCACUUCGCAGAUCUCCACCAGCCCUCCUUCCAUCAUCCUCUGCCCCACCUCCCAGGCUCAAGCCAUCUCACCGUCCCCCACCACCACUUCCGUGCCGGACCCCUACGGCUCCCAGCUCUUCACCCCUACCUCCAGCUCCACGCGGGACCUCUUAGCCCAGGUGGACGACUCCAAAUCAGGGAAGAAGUGUGUCCCGCUUCCUUUCCUGCACUGGAACCUCUCCAGUUUCGCCAGGGAGAAAUACGCCCCUCUGCUCCUCAAGCCCAAGAGCAAAGCCCUCGUGGUCGUCCUCUUCCUGGGCCUCCUGGGUCUUAGCCUGUAUGGGACCACCAUGGUGCACGACGGCCUCUACCUGACUGACAUUGUGCCACGUGACACCAAGGAGUAUGACUUCAUUGACGCCCAGUUUAAGUAUUUCUCCUUUUACAACAUGUACCUGGUAACCAUGGAUGGAUUUGAUUACGCCCGCUCUCAAAGGCUGCUGAUUCAGCUGCACAACGCCUUCAACUCUGUUAAAUAUGUGGUCCGAGACGGUGACAACAAACUGCCCCGCAUGUGGCUGCACUACUUCCAGGACUGGCUCAGAGGUCUUCAGGCGGCUUUUGAUGCUGACUGGCAGGCAGGCAGGAUUACAGCUGACAGCUAUCGUAACAGCACAGAGGACGGAGCUCUGGCGUACAAGCUCCUCAUCCAGACCGGCUCCAAGAAAGAGCCCUUCAACUACAGCCAGCUGACUUCUCGCCGGCUGUUGGAUGCAGAAGGUUUGAUUCCCCCGGAGGUGUUUUACAUUUACCUGACAGUCUGGGUCAGUAAUGAUCCUCUGGGUUACGCUGCCUCCCAGGCCAACUUCUACCCUCACCCCAGGGAGUGGAUCCAUGACAAAUAUGACACGACAGGGGAAAAUCUGCGCAUCCCAGCAGCAGAACCUCUGGAGUUUGCUCAGUUUCCCUUCUACCUGAACGGCCUCCGCCAAGCCAGCGACUUUGUGGAAGCCAUCGAGAGCGUGCGGGCCAUCUGUGAUGAGUUUAGCCGCAAGGGCGUGUUCAACUACCCUAAUGGAUACCCCUUCCUGUUCUGGGAGCAGUACAUUGGCCUCAGACACUGGUUUCUGCUGGCCAUCAGUGUGGUGCUGGCCUGCACCUUCCUGGUUUGUGCGAUCCUCCUGCUCAACCCCUGGACCGCCGGCAUCAUUGUGUUUAUCCUGGCAAUGAUGACUGUGGAGCUGUUUGGCAUCAUGGGCCUCAUUGGCAUCAAACUCAGUGCCAUUCCUGUGGUCAUCCUCAUUGCCUCAGUGGGCAUCGGAGUGGAGUUUACUGUUCACAUCGCACUGGGCUUCCUGACAGCAAUUGGCAACAGAAACCAUCGCUCGGCAGUGGCACUGGAGCACAUGUUUGCCCCGGUGGUCGACGGAGCCAUCUCCACACUGCUGGGUGUUCUCAUGCUGGCAGGGUCGGAGUUCGACUUCAUCAUGAGGUAUUUUUUCGCUGUGCUCGCCAUCCUGACUGUCUUGGGGGUGCUGAAUGGGUUGGUUCUCCUCCCCGUCCUCCUCUCCAUGAUGGGUCCUCCGGCUGAGGUCACCCCAGUUGAUAAUGCUAGCUGCCUGCCGACACCUUCCCCAGAGCCCCCGCUGCCUCCACCAAUGACCCACCACGGCUACUACACAGGCCACCACAACCCACGCUCGUCUCGCCAACAAGCCUUUUCAGAAUCGUCGGACUCGGAGUAUUACUCUGAGCUGACCACCACAUCAGCGACUGGGGAGGAGGAUUACAAGUACUGUGACCGGAAUGCGUAUCUAGCAUCACACACCGGCGUUCCACCUGCAACAUCUCACAUACUGCUAGAGGCAAGCAAGAACCCGAGCUUCCCCAAACUCACGGUGGUGAAGCCAUUCAGAGAAAACGCAACAGCCCCCGGUGGGAGGAUUGAACCAUUAAACGAAUCUUCCCACAAUGCACAGUCACAUCUCAGCUCCCAGGUUACAUGCUGGGAUGGAAACAAGCGGGAGCAACAGAAGGGCCUCCAGAGACUCCAGGCUCCGGCCGGACAACACUUACCCAGCGACAGAGCUAACUUUCCUGGGAGGACUUGUCAAAGCGGCCCCAGGCUGCAGAACGGCAGAGGGCCGCAGCCCAACAGGACUAAAGGGUCGAGCUAUAUCCAUAGCAACAGUGCUCUGCCGACACAACAAGGCUCUGCUGGGGGACCCGUUACCAUGGUUACAGCCACAGCCUCCGUGACAGUGGCUGUACAUCCAACCUUGCCAGGGGCGGCAUACCAAGGUUACAUGCAUGAAGGUUUUGACACGGACAGCGAGUCGGACUGUUUCGAGGCUGCUAAGAGGACUUGUGGUGACAAAACAAACUUUUCUUCAUGUAAGAGAGACUCUCUAGAGCUCCAGGACUUGGAAGCAGCACAGGGCCAGACAGAGUAUCAGCUCAGCAAGACACAAGGUGGGCUGAGGAUCCAGGCAUCCAAAGAUUGCUAGACUCUUCCACAUGCUGUGCCCUCUCACUUCGAGUCUCUGGUUACCUCCCAGAAGACCUUGAUGUGAUGUCCGCAUCACGAUUUGAACUCUCACCUGUACAUAGACUUCACACACAAAAAGAGAGGAUUUGCUUCAAGGACAUAUUAAGUAAAAAAAAAAAAAGACUUGUUUUAAGAAUUAUAUAAAUCUAUGAGUAUAUAUUUUAAUACUAAAAAAGAGGGAAGCUAUUUAAAAGAGUACUGUAUAACUUGGGUAUACUCUUGUGUAAAAGUUCAGAUGUAAAAGAUUAUUUUCAUGUGGGAUGGUUGAUUUUGUUUUCCCCCACAUUGUAUAGAAUAAGAAAUGUGCUAUAUGUUUUCACGAAAAAGUGAGAUGUUAUUAAGAUAUUAGGCUAUUGAACAUACAUGGUCAGUGUUCUAUUUGUAUUAUGUCCUUUUUUUUUGCUGCUACACUUCAAAAUAAUUUUAAGCAAUUUGCCUUAAAAAUGCAGUACCCCCCUCGUCCCCCUCUUUUAUGAAUAACUUUCACAGUAUUACACUGUGAGAUGCUCUGUAUCUGACACACUCUCUGUUGCAUAUGCAUCCUCUGCCAGUGUGCAUUGUAAAGAAAAACAGAGAAUUACACAGUACAUGCUGUUUUGUUAACAGUAGUAACCGCCGUGCCUUCAAUAUGUCCCCUUUCCUUGUUAUCACAGCAUUCAGAGCUCAGUAUUAGUCGCUUUGGUGUAUGUUUUUAUCUGUUUCAGACACAGAAUGUUUGUCGAGAGGCAGCAGUAGGCCUAUGUUUGUCAUCUGAAAUCGGUUGAUCAGUCAAUCAUCAAGCUGGCUUGGUCACAUCUUAUUCAUAUUUCAUGUUAAAUCUGUGCUGGGGUGUCCCAGCGUCCUCUCCAGUUUUAAACUACUUGAAGGAGCUGUGAUAUCCUUAUUUACUGCAGUUUUUGUAAGCUCUACAGUAGGUGAUGUUUACUUUUGUCAUUUUGUGCUUGACAAAAAGUGUUAUUCACCUUCCUGUAUUAUUUUUUGAAAGGGAAUUCUAAAAAUCCAAUGCAAAGGGAAUGAUUUUAAUUUUAUUUUAUCUUAUUUUAUUAUUUUCACCUUUGUUUUUCUUUGCUGGCUGCUUUCGGGUUGUAACAUGCUCAUGUUGUUGUUACCCUGUGCAAAUAUUACAUGAUGGUUUUAGUCCUUUUAAUGCUUCAUCCUCCUCUGACUCACCUUCUAGUUUCUCACUCUUCUCGUCACUACAAACCUCAUAAAUGUCACAUUACACUUUCCUUUCUUUCCUAGGAUUUUUAAAAAAAAUUCUAUUGCUUUACAAAAUUUCAGUUGUUGUUGUUCAGUAUUGGUCUCGUCACUGCCAGGUUAAAUUGCAGGGAAAAACUUGCAGAUGUUUUUUUUUUCAUGUCAUUUUUUAAGUGGCAGCUUUGUUUUUUGUUUUUUUUUGUAAAUACGAAAGAAGAGUCGAGUAGCUACUGCAGUUGUGAAUAAUUAAGCGAAACGAGCAAAGCACCAUUUACAGUUUGAUCAGAUCGUAGACAGACAGGAGGUGUUGUCAGAUAUUAGGUGAGGAGUUUAUAGGGGAGGGGGUUUGAGGGGGGAGCUCCUGCAUUGGUUUGUAGUUUAUUUCAAAAAAAUGUUAAUGUCAUGCCAUAUAAAUUAUUUAUAUUAAAAUUUUAUUUUUGUAGUUUGUACAGAUGUUAGUAUCUAGACUGAAGUUCUAUUUUUAAAGAGUAAAUAUAUAUUAUAUAUAAAUAUAUCUAUUUGUUGCUGAGUUUGCUUUGGUUUUAUUGUUUUGUUUUGUUUGCAUUUUGGGAUUUCGGGAGGUAUCGUGGGAGGGAGGGGUUGACAACACUUUAGACCAGAGGCCUUUUUUGUGUGUGUGUGUGUGUGUGUGUGUGUGUGUGUGUGUGUGUGUGUGUGUGUGUGUGUGUGUGUGUGUGUGUGUGUGUGUGUGUGUGUGUGCGUGUGCGUGCGUGCGUGCGUGCGUGCGUGUGUGUGGAGCAAAGGGGGCAGUUGGAGGACCAUGAAGGAGAAGGUGUGUAGGAAUGUGUCACUGUUACACCUUGUGUUUAAGUUUCCUCUUGGCCCUUCAUUCUUCAUUGUCAUUUUUUUUGAAAAAAAUGUUCUUGUCCAUGUCUAAAACACUGUGACUUCUGAAAACUAUGCUCAAGAAAAAACCCUUGUGUGACCGUUAUGUUCCCUCACCUGCUAUAGAAAUUUAACUAACAAAAUAAAUUGAAUGAAAAAGUG
Molecule: messenger RNA, 7217 nt
Organism: Amphiprion ocellaris (clown anemonefish)
Lineage: Eukaryota; Metazoa; Chordata; Actinopteri; Pomacentridae
Gene: ptch2
Product: patched 2
Exons: 23
Coding region: 493-4971 (1492 amino acids)
Biological process (GO): smoothened signaling pathway
Cellular component (GO): plasma membrane
Molecular function (GO): hedgehog family protein binding; hedgehog receptor activity; smoothened binding
Source: RefSeq, a predicted model, not a curated record